Molecule: messenger RNA, 2107 nt
Organism: Trichechus manatus latirostris (Florida manatee)
Lineage: Eukaryota; Metazoa; Chordata; Mammalia; Sirenia; Trichechidae
Gene: THTPA
Product: thiamine triphosphatase
Exons: 2
Coding region: 336-1103 (255 amino acids)
Biological process (GO): thiamine metabolic process; dephosphorylation; thiamine diphosphate metabolic process
Molecular function (GO): magnesium ion binding; thiamine triphosphate phosphatase activity
Source: RefSeq, a predicted model, not a curated record
GAGCGCUGGGGUGACGGCGUCGCUCCGCUGUCCAUUGCAGGAGUCUCGCCUCCCCAUAACCUAGCGGGUCUCUCAGGCCCCGGCCUGCACUGUGCACCACCACAUCGUGCUUAACAUGGCCGUUCGUUCUGGGAGCGGCCGUGCGCGCUAAGAGCCGGACGGAGGUUCGGAGCCAGGGACUGCUCCCGGCAUUCCUUGCGGGUGUGGCGUAGGCUCCCUUCCCCAACCUCCGGGACCACGAGAGAGGGACCUUCGGGCUUUGAGGUGAUACUCGAGGCUCUGCCGGCCGGAACUGUGGCGUGGAAGGGCAGGGUCAUCCUGGACUGGACGGUAGCAUGGCCCAGGGCUUGACUGAGGUGGAGCGAAAGUUCGUCCCUGGGCCUGGCACAGAGGAGCGGCUGCAGGAGUUGGGGGGCACCCUGGAGCACCGGAUCACCUUCCGAGACAGCUACUAUGACACCCCUGAGCUGAGCCUCAUGAGGGCUGACCACUGGCUGCGGCAGCGAGAGGGUAGUGGAUGGGAGCUUAAAUGUCCUGGAGUAGCAGGUGUCUCAGGACCCCACACUGAGUACAUGGAACUCACAGCUGAGCCUGCAAUUGUGGCCCAGCUCUGUGAGGUGCUGGGGGCUGAGGGCCUGGGGGCUGGAGGUGUGGCUGCUGUGCUGUGUCCACUGGGGCUGCAGGAAGUAGCUAGUUUUGUGACUAAGCGGAGUGCCUGGAAGCUGGUGCCCUUGGGGGCUGAGGAGCUGCCACUCUGGGUGCACCUGGACACAGCUGACUUUGGCUAUGCUGUGGGUGAGGUGGAGGCCUUGGUACAUGAGGAGGCUGAAGUGCCAGCUGCCUUGGAGAAGAUCCACAGCCUCAGCAGCCUUCUUGGUGAGGGAAACAGGCCCCUCUGUGCUUUCCCUGCUCCCCACUUUCCUCUUUUGGAUUCACUCAUUACACCAUGUAGUGGGGGAGGGUCCCUGAGUUAUUUCUGUAAUGAGAAUUGUUUUAGCCAUUUUCUAGAGGACCUAGUUGGUUUAGGGUUGACUAUCAAAUCUGGUUUCCUCUGCUUUUAUAGUAGCUGUCCAACUGGAUUUAAUCCUUCCACGUGUCUCUAGUCUUUAUCCCAGGCUUUAUGGCUCAUCGAGUUCUCAGUCGAAUAUCUCUAGCCACUGCAGGUCUCCUUCAGUUCCAUUUGUCAGGUCUCUGUCCAUUCCUGCUUCAGUCCUUCCUUCAUCCCCCUCCCCAGCCCCCGUCCUCUCAUUUUCACAACUACCUAGAUCCUCAUUUAAUUAGGUCUAUUGGCUUUGAGUAAAAUAUAAGAAUGUUGGUAAACUUUGGCAGGUUUUUCUUUUCCUAAGCUUAGCUCCCUUAUAGACAGUUCAUCCACACAAGUAUAAGGUCGUGCAUCCCACAGGGCCUCACAGCCAUGGAAUGCUCUUCUCACCUUCUCAGCAAACACACUGAAUUUCCGGCUAUAUGCCCAGCAUGCUGCCAGGUACUGACAACCAACACUGGCAAUGGGCGGCACCACACCAGAUGGAGGGCAGAUUCUAGGUGGACCCUGCGCCGUGGGAAUAGCUUCCUCUAGUGUUUUUUCUGCAUCCCUUGGUUUCUCUGUGUGGGCAUCUCUGCAUGGGCUUCAUUACAAAGCUAAUGAGCUUUGGCCUGCCUAGAUGGGCUUUAAUCUUGAUUGAGGGACAGAAACAAUAACUGAAAUGAGGCACUCUCUGCCUUCAUGACACCUUGGGUGCCUGUUCAUCAUUUCUCCUUGGCUGGAGAAGCUCAUGCUUGCUUCCCAGCUACACUUCUGCCUAAACUGGCCCUUUUAGCCCCCAGUUCCACAGGCCAGUAAGGGAGUGGGUUAUGGAAGCUGUUGGGUGGCACUCAGAAUCCCUGUGCUGCCUCAGUAACUCUGGGGUCCUGGCUGGGUGUGCAGGAAGCACAGUCAAAGCAUUUGAAUCUGCCUGGCUCUCUCCUUACUGUCCUUUUGCCUGUAGGUGUGCCAGCACAGGAGAAGCCACCUGCCAAGCUGAUGGUGUACCUGCAGUGCUUCCGGCCUCAGGACUAUCAACUCCUGCUAGAAGAGAACAGCUCCAGAGAGAAGCCACGGGACUAAACA